AUGGCAGACGAGCCAUCCUCACCCAAGGACAUGCCCCAGGCGACGGCCACCGAGGCGCCUGAGGCCGAGACUUCGAUACCGCCUUCCAUCUCUAGCGGUGAGAACAACAAUGAGAAGGCUGGUGCUCACACGGCCACCGCCGUCGACCUCGACCGCGUCGGUGAGACCGAUGGCUAUGUGCUCGACGAAGCCCGAAUUCGCGAGAAGCUUGGCCUGGCCUCCGACGUCCCCCUCAAGAAGUCGAGCCAUGGCAAAGUCCUGAUUCCCCAACCCACCGAGGAUCCUGAGGACCCGUUGAACUGGCCCAGAUGGAAGAAGGCAGCCAUCUUGUUGGUGAUUGCGGUCAAUGCUGCGACUUCUGAUUACUCUGCAGCCACUGGCGCAAGCGCUCUCAUUCCCCAGGCGACACAGUGGCGUAUCAGUCCGGACGAAGUCAAUCAUGCUACGGCUGGCAAUACAUUCAUGCUGGGCGUCGGCGGUAUUUUGACCGUCUGGCUCUCGGCCUGGAUUGGUCGUCUUCCCGUCCUCUUCUGGUUUGGAUGUCUUUCCGCCGGUACAGCUGCUUGGUCCGCCGCGGCGAAGUCUUUCGAAUCAUACAUGGCGUCACGCAUUUUGAACGGCAUGUUUGCUGUUGCCGGUGCGGGUGGCGGUCUCAUGUGGAUCAAGGAUGUGUGGUUCUUUCACGAGCAUGCCAGGAAAAUCAACAUCUGGAGUACCGCCAUCAUUCUGUCUCCCUUCCUGGGGCCGCAAUUCAUGGCUGCCAUCCUCAGCGUGAGUACAUGGAGGACGGGAAUGUGGCUAAACUUCGGUAUCAUUUCGCUCGGAUUGGCCAUGACCAUUGUUCUCGGCGACGAGACAUUUUACCCAAGGCACCUGAUGCCAGAUCGAGUUCCAAAGCGCAAGAACCGUCUCCUCAGAGUUGUCGGCAUCGAGCAGUACAAGACCAAGUACACGACCAACACUUUCCUUGAAGCUGGAAGUCGAUUGGGAUGGACCGUUCUCAAGUUGCCGGUGUUUCUGACUUGCCUCUUCUACUUCUUCGACUUCCCUUGGACAAUCGGCAACAACACAACCAUCUCGGUCUUCAUUAUUCCUGCAUAUAAUUUCGACUUCCGUAACCUUGCAGCAAUCUACACUGCACCUGUCGUGGGUGCGAUCCUGGGACUUGUCAUCGGCCAUUUCAUGUUCGACUUCAUUGCUAGAAUGUGGGCGAAGCGCCAUAAUGGCAUCAUCGCCCCCGAGAACAGGUUGAUCAUCCUGUGGCUCGUUUUGCCAUUCAAGCUCAUCGGCUACAACCUGAUCGGCACGACUUUGCAUCAUGCUCCCGCAUGGUCAUACUGGGUUCUCGUCGUGGGAUGGGGAAUGCACAACUUCGCCACAAUCGUCACCACCUCAGCGGUGGGUGCGUACUUGCUGGACUCCUACCCCGAGGCAGCUGGUGAAUGUGCCGCUCUGCUCAACUUUGCCAGAACACUGGGUGGAUUUAUUAUCGGGUACAUCCAGAUCAAUUGGGCCACCAAAGCGGGCACGCAAACGGAAUAUGGUAUUCAGAGCGGCAUCAUGGGAGCAGCAUUCUUUUUGGUCGUGUUCUUGCAAUUCUUCGGGGCCAAAUUGAGGCAUGCUCAGGGGCCGUUGAACUUCAAGACUUACUAG
Molecule: messenger RNA, 1653 nt
Organism: Cladophialophora psammophila CBS 110553
Lineage: Eukaryota; Fungi; Ascomycota; Eurotiomycetes; Chaetothyriales; Herpotrichiellaceae
Exons: 4
Coding region: 1-1653 (550 amino acids)
Biological process (GO): transmembrane transport
Molecular function (GO): transmembrane transporter activity
Source: RefSeq, a predicted model, not a curated record